Molecule: messenger RNA, 402 nt
Organism: Cladocopium goreaui
Lineage: Eukaryota; Dinophyceae; Suessiales; Symbiodiniaceae
Source: the annotation of a GenBank genome assembly
AUGGCGUCAUCUACAUGGAGGAUCCUGAAUGGUCUUACUGGACAGCCAACAUGUGAGUUAGAAGCUGCCGACACAACUGCAAUCGAAUUGAAGAAGCUCAUCGAGAGGGAGAUCAAUGUUCAUCAUGAAAGGCUGGAACUCCUGCAGGGCGGCGUGGUCAUGAAGGAUGCUCAGAUGAUUUGCUGGCAUCCAAGUGCUGGCGAACUACAGAUGUUGAUCCGUCCAGAGGCUGGCGAUGUGCAGCAGGGUCGAUGGUUGGAAAUUCGUGGAUGGGACGAGCGCUACAUUGGACAACACAUCCGAGUCCUGGUGACACAUGUGGACGAUGACCUGGUGAAGGCCGAUUGGAGAUCUAGCCAUGGGGAUGGUUAUCCCAGGAAAUGGCAUUUGUAUUGUGUAUAA